Molecule: messenger RNA, 7188 nt
Organism: Pelmatolapia mariae (spotted tilapia)
Lineage: Eukaryota; Metazoa; Chordata; Actinopteri; Cichliformes; Cichlidae
Product: nucleus accumbens-associated protein 2
Exons: 8
Coding region: 573-2414 (613 amino acids)
Biological process (GO): regulation of transcription by RNA polymerase II
Molecular function (GO): RNA polymerase II cis-regulatory region sequence-specific DNA binding; protein binding; DNA-binding transcription factor activity, RNA polymerase II-specific
Source: RefSeq, a predicted model, not a curated record
AGUGUUCCGCAGCAGUCUACACCUUUAAAGCCCGCAGAGUGCAGCGAGUUCAUGUGUCCGUAAAGGCGCACGAUAUGACCGACCGCUGCUGCCGACUGCCCGUUUGCCGCGUAGACUACAGUAGGACAGAGUACCUACAGUAACCUGGCGGGUCCAAAAAUGUCUGUGUCUUUAAAAAGAACUAUUUGCCGAGUGCUGCAUGAUGUCAGGCUGAAUGCAGUCCGUAUACUGUUCAUGUGAGCUGCGUUUACUUCCUGCAAAGGGACAGAAGCGGGCAGAGAAAGAGAGAGUGGGAUAGAGAUGGGGAACGAGCGGCCGGAGAUAAAGUGAAAGAGUGAGCCAGCGGACGAAAGGAAACCGGGGCCUGCUUCUUCUUCUUCUUCUUCUUCUUCUUUUUAAAAAACAAAACAAAAAACAAACGCCUCCCAAACUUUAUAGGCUAUAAGAAGAAAAAGCCUUCCACAUCUGGGCCAGCUGAUUUUAUGGAAUAGCGACGCAUCGGAUGCCUCUCCCGGCGGCAGAGUCUGCAGUGAAUAUCUGAAGCCCCAUCUUCCUUCCACUCUGUGGCCAUCAUGUCCCAGCUGCUCCAUGUGGAGAUCCCAAACUUUGGAGCUACGGUUCUGGGUUCCCUUAAUGAGCAGCGCUUGCUGGGACACUACUGUGAUGUAUCCAUACUGGUUAAAGGCCAGGCUUUCAAAGCCCACCGGGCUGUUUUGGCCGCCAGCAGCCUCUACUUUCGUGACCUCUUCAGCAGCUCCACCAAGACCCAGUUUGAGUUGCCUUCCUCAGUCACACCUGCUUGCUUUGAGCAGAUCCUCACUUUCUGCUACACAGGGAAGCUAACAAUGGCAGCUAGUGAACAGCUGGUGGUCAUGUACACAGCUGGCUACCUCCAAAUUCAGCAUAUAGUUGAAAAAGGCAUGGACCUAAUGUUUAAGGCAAACUCACCUCACUGUGACUCGCAGACAAUGGGGUCCUUAGAAGAAACGGUAUCUGAGCCACAGAGUCCUUGUAAUAAUGGCAACGGCCUGGCAGUGGCUGCCCUUCUAGGGACCCCGGGAUGGUCUUCAUCUCUGCUCAUACCGCAGCGUAAGAUUAAAAUUGAAGGAGGUGAGCCCUUGCCCCUGACUGUACCUUCAACGCCAAGUAAGACUUCGCCUUCAGAGCUUGGGAGUAGACUGGGGAGGGCCGGGCCGCUGUUCUACACAACAGCUGGAGGGACCCCUAUCCCUGGUAUGCCUACUUUCACCCUCCAGGGGACUAGUGGCAGUGGAGCUGGAGGAGGAGGAGCAGCCGGCGGUGACAGGUCCAGCCCCGGAGCUUCCAGUCUGCCCACAACCGACAGUCCCACGUCCUACCAGAACGAGGAUGAGGAGUUUGAGGAGGAGCCCUACGAUGGGAUCACCGAGGAGACCUACAGUCAUCUUUAUGGACGUUCAGCCAAUCCCUACGGGAUCCAAGACAAGCCGGAGAUGGCGUCGAUGCCCUUGUCCUUGGAGAACCGCAACUGCGUGCUGAUCCGCAGGGACCUUGUGGCGCUGCCUGCAAGCCUCAUAAGCCAGAUAGGCUACCGCUGCCAUCCUAAGCUCUAUACUGAGGGGGACCCUGGAGAGAAGCUGGAGCUGGUGGCGGGUACACAAGUGUUCAUGACUCGAGGCCAGCUGAUGAAUUGUCAUCUGUGUGCCGGCAUCAAACACAAAGUCUUGCUCCGCCGUCUCUUAGCCACAUUCUUUGACAGAAACACUUUAGCCAAUAGCUGUGGGACGGGCAUUCGCUCUUCUACUAGUGAUCCCAGCAGGAAACCCCUGGACAGCAGGGUCCUCAACGCUGUCAAACUCUACUGUCAAAAUUUCAACCCUAACUUCAAGGAGAGUGAAAUGAAUGUGAUUGCUGCUGACAUGUGCACAAACGCGAGGCGGGUCCGCAAGCGAUGGUUGCCCAAGAUUAAGUCCAUGCUGCCCGAUGGCAUGGAUGUGUACCGUGCAGGAAUGGGCAUGAGCGCUGCUAUAGGUCUGGGUCUGACGCUGGGUGCCCCUCAGUCAGGGUUACCCCUCACUUUUGAGGCCGACUUCAAGACCUUAGAGCAAAGGUUGUAUCCUGAUCGUAAGGACCCUCUCAGGACUCACCCACCCCUGACAGAAGGCAGCCCCGGGUCUGGGGCGGCUGGAGCAGAAGCUGAAGAUGAAGGCGAAGGAGCAGUCCAAGAGGAACAGGAGGAAGAUGAGGAUGAAGCUAGGUUAGAGGGUGUAGACAGAUCACUGGGGGCGAUCCCAGGAGCCGAGGCAGGCAACUGUGGCGACACGCCGGCUGAGCAGGAAGCAGAAAACUUUGGACAAGCUCGUCCGCCACUCUUCCUCCUCCUCUGUGCUUCCUCGACGGGAAUUUUGCUCAGCACAAGAAGCCGCACUCACUGAUCUUACUAUACAGGAAUCUGUCGCACAUGCAUGCGCACACGUGUGCUUGCGUGCUCCCAUAAUUGCCGCUAGUGGAAGCAGAACACUGUUCUUAGAAGUAGACACAGGCAUGGCAUUAGCACUUUGAGAAAGUCGACUCUUUCUGCUCCGCCCGUUUCUUGGUACACUCAGUAUGUACUCAGUGUUUUGGCAUCCGCAGCAUUAUUACAAAGGCCUGGUAGCAGAACAAAUGGCUGUAAUGAUUCAUCAUUCAAGUGCAAUACAAAAGCAACAGCUGCUUUGCCGGUGUGGUACACUGAUUUGUAAAAUGAUUCCAUUUUCUUGGAAAGCUGCAUCAGAAACUAACCCGUGUAACCUUGGGGAAAACAGAUCUGGAAAGAGCAAUGUUGACCGCUUUAUGUUACUUUACUGUAUUUUGAACGUGUAUGAAUGUAUAGCAACAACAGUUUUGCAAUUUAAGGCCAUGUACUGUGGUAGCUCCAUUAAACAAAACGGUUUUCUCCCUAUUAAAUAGGCCCAUCAUUUAUAUGAUCACAUUUUUUUUAAUCAGUCAUGUCUAUAGUCCACAGUCUAAAAACAACUCUAUCACACGGAGUUGUUUAUUCACGCAUAUUUGCCCAUGACAUGUUGAAUUAGGUUGUCAAUGUGAUGCCUGUGUCUGCUCCAGACCACUCCUCCCCAACCACACAUGCAUACAGAUAAGACAUAUUUCCUAACCCGUGGAUAAUAGCCUUGAAUAUCUGCGCCAAUGUAUUCAGAAUACAUGGUCUAAAAAAAACAGUGCUUUUUAACUUUGGGUAAAAAUCAUUCUCUUGUGGAGAUACAGAGAGAGACUUGAACAUGAACAUGCACUAAAAAAAAAAGAGAGAGAGAAAGAAAAAAUCCGAGCUUGCAUGCAUUCAUACAAACAGUGGAUACAAAGAAUUCUCGGAAAAAAAACACCAACAAAGCCACAAACCUGCAUUGAAAUAAGAUAACAGCUGCCGUUGCCUCGAGAUACGCUGUUAAUGCUCAAAGAGGACUCUCUCCGUUUCCCGCUGGACCUGACCGCAGUCUGACGCAUGUUAGAACUGAUCGGGCUGUGACCCAGGAUUUACACAGUAACAGUUGGAAUUUCUUGUUGUUGUUGUUUUAUUUGUUUUUUGUUUGGUUUUUUUUUUUAAACUAAAGAGUGUGCUGUGCCCAUGAGCAGAGGAGACUGGAUAUAUGGAGUAGUAAAGAAGUGCACUACACUGGGCGGUAGAAGAACGAAUGUUAGAGAGAAGCACUGUUCCACCUCGAUGAUGUAGUGGUGGUGGUGUGAUAUGCACCGAUACUACGCAGUCCUGCUUCCUACCUGGCUGUUUGUUUGUUUGUUUGUUUGUUUGUUUGUUUUAUUGUUUGUUCUUUUUUUCUUUGGGUGGGUGGGUAAAUUAUUGAAUCAAACUUAUACGAGCAAUUUAUGCUGGCUUAUUGCAUUUGCACUCAAGAGAAGGUAAAGAGGCGAGACGCUGAGGGAGGUAACGUGGACCUUUUUAAUUGAGAGGCUGUAAGGACAACACCUGAAACGAGUCUCUCUGACAAUGACUGUUUCUACGUUUUGGAAGGGGGGUGGGGGGAGCAAAGCAAUGUCCAACAGGGACUUUAAACCUGCAUUCGUCAUACCUGAUUUCUUCUUUUGAUAUCUGUUUUUUGCCACACAGCCUUUCUUCGUUGUGCCAUGCAUAGAUCUUCCCUAUAUCUUUUUUUUCCCCUAUCAGCGAACGAAAGCACAGAAAAGACCGUUCAUUUAAGUAAAAGAGAAGCCACCAACAUUUUGGGGAAAGUGGGUUUCUGCUACAGGAUGUGAUAGGUUAAGUUAAGAACUGACAGGCUUAGUACUAAUGCUAUUCUCAAAAUAUAUGCUGUGCCACUUCAUGAGCGGGGCCAGACUAGUCUCUGUUUCUGCUCUUGUUUCAGGGUCUGUUAGGGGAAGUUUUAAGAUGGCCCUGCACAAGAAACACAGGGUUAUAAUUGCACUAGGUAGUAACAAAAAGGUUUAUAGCGCGUUUAUUUUCUUUGGGAAUAAGUGCGAUCUGCCGUAGAUAAAACAAGACUGUGACACGAUGGCUGGGAUGAUGGAUGAAUGUAAUCUGUAGCACUGUUGUGGUGAGGGUCCAAGCUUUGAUUUGAGUAUAGUAAAUUCUUCAAAAUAUGCCAUAAUAUAAAAUUAAUACCGACUGUGAGGCUGGGUGGUGUUUAAACCUAAAGCUUUAUUGAUAUAGUGAUUUUUUUUUUUUUCCUUUUUUCAAACUGCGAACAGGUCUUCCAGUGUAGUGAACAUCGUUAUGUGCAAAACUGAGCAAGGUUCACAUGCAGUGCAGGCUUUUUUCCCUCUGUUUGAUGGUUUUUUUUUAACACAGAUUUUGUAAAUUGUACCUUCAUAUCAUAUGUUUAUUAUUCUUACAGGUUUUUCUCGCAGUAAAAAAAGAAAACAAUAUUCAGUUGUCUAUUUGAGCCACUUAAAUGUCUGAUCACUUCUGGUUAUGCCAGUCAGAGUAACAGACUUGAGAAAUGAAUAUGUGUAGCCUUUAUUUUGGAAAAUAUAGAAAGUAGCUGUUAUAGCUUCAGAAAAAAAGAGAGAGAGAGAAACCUUUCUACUCAGUUAGUAAACUGGGCAAUUAGUGUGAUAUUCUUUGUAUUUAAUAUUUCUCUCUGUGUGUUUUUGUGUAAAAUAAAUCUUUGAUUUUGAUCUUUUUGAAUAGGACUUUCGCAGAGAUACUAAAUACAUGGGGAAUAUGAAAUCAGCUGCAAUUAAAAUAAAGCAGUAAAUAAUAACGGGUGGGAAACAUGGAUAUGUUCCACUGUAGUAUUAAAGGGGUGUGGAGCAGUGCCUUAGACUGUGAAUGUGUGGGUGUGGAUGCAUGCCAUUACUUUGUGUUCAGAAGCAAACAGGACCAAGGAUCUACUAAAUAUAGCCAGAUAACACUUUUUUUUUGGCCAUUUUUGAGUUUAAAAUUAAAAACUAGUAAUCUUUUAUUUUAAUAAAUGAUAUUAAUAACAUAGUCAUUUAUUCACCUUACAUUCUUGCUUUAUGUUUUCCAUCAUGUUGGCUCACCAGCCCAGUAUUACAUAUUUACAGCACAGCUCUUAAGAAAUCUGGUUGAACACCCUUGGAAGAAAUUCAAAUGAAAUCUCAUUCGUAGUAUAGUCAAGUAUAGUCAAACCUGUUCAUCAGUUAAUCACAUUUAAGGUGUGGCGGGCUUUUGUUGUUGUUGUUUGGGGGGGGUUUUAUCUUUCUUUUUUUAUGCACGAUUUCCUUAUCAUGCGCCGGUUUUGACCAGCUCAUUCACUUUUUCUGCCCCGCUGCAAAACAAAGCCAUCAAAAAACCCCAAAACAGAACAAUAAGCCUUUAAGACCGCUUGGGGUUGGAUCCUUUUCUUGUGCAGGGUAAAUGAACGAUGUUGCACUAUAAAUGGAGAAUGUCAUGGCUAACCCUUGGGAAGAUUGACGUGGCCAAAAGAGAAAAGUCCAGUUACAUGUAUGUUAUGUAUCGGACGUGUUUCUCAUUUAUAUCAAACUUUUUGUUUUUCUUGGAUGGUUAUUGAAUAGAGGGUAUUUUGUUGCAAAUAACUUCUUCCUCACUUUGCAUCGGGCUCUGCUCACCCCCACACGGACACUGUAGUUUUUUGUUCCAGUGACUGGCUCAUCAUGAAAAACAAUACAUUUAUAUGCAAAGAGACACUUGUACCAUAAAAUGCAUGCCAUUCGCACACUCACCGCAACCCAAUGAAACCUCUGAUCUUUAUGCACCAUGUAUUUUAUGCUGAAUAACUCUUGUCACUGUUAGUAAACAAAGAUCGAGGUGUCCUGUGGUGAGCAGGGCUGGAUUUUUUUAUUAUACAACCUGGCCUUUCGCUGAAUGUUUGCAUAAAGCUGAAUUUCUUGUAUUAAUGACAGCAAAGUAGUGACAAAGAGUGGAAUACAGAGACUAAGUACACAGUUCAGUGUGUUCACAGCCCAGCACACUCAGAAGAAAAUGCACUGAAGGUUUGUAUGUGUAUUUACGUGUCCUUGUACAUAACGCCAGCACUUUAGAACUACUUGGAAAGGUGAAAGGAAAAACACUGAGAGCAACCGGGUGUUAGGCAAAUGAGGAGUAAAUGCAACUUUUAAAGCCAUGUGUUCAGAGCGCUGACAAUCAGAAUAGGAACGAGACCCAAAGUGCACUAUGGGACAUAUGGUAUGGUUUGCUAUGUGCUCUUGCUGUUUGCUUUGUCUUUCUUCAGCUUGCUUCGGUCUGUGCUAGCUUCCUUUCCAGAGUAGAGGGACAUGGUGAUGUUAUCUCCAGCCUUCUUGGUUAUAAGUGUGUGUCUUUAAAACCAGGACUGAGUCAAACUUUGGUGCUUUGCAAACAGAGCUGGACAUGGACCAUAUCUGUCAUGCUCUGGUAAGCAUGUUCUGGACGUGGUCCUGAGCCCAGGUUUUGUUGAUAACCCCCUUUGAUGGACAACAACCCUACACCGAUCAUGGUAAUGUUCUUCACUAUCAGCUGGGCUUGGAUCAGGCAAACUGGGAUGGGACAAUUUCAGUGUUGAUGCCGCUUUGUUUCAAAUGAAAAAGAUGUUUAUGCGCCUUCUGACUCAAGCAUCAAUAAUAUAUACAACAGAAAUGCAAGUUGCCACUUUUGAUGUAAUCUACCUUUCAUUCCCAUCAUAUUUGCCAUCACCAGUUUUAAGUUGUAUAGUCCAAGAGUACCCAAUUUCUUUAAAUGCAAUACAGAAAAAUCUGCUUUCUAAUAAAAGUCCUUACUUC